Molecule: messenger RNA, 2019 nt
Organism: Schistocerca cancellata (South American locust)
Lineage: Eukaryota; Metazoa; Arthropoda; Insecta; Orthoptera; Acrididae
Exons: 6
Coding region: 142-1374 (410 amino acids)
Source: RefSeq, a predicted model, not a curated record
GUCGCAGGCUGCACUGCUGGCGGUGAACUCGUGUUUAUAAAAGGCUGACACCGGUGACAGGGGGCAGGUAGGUGCCGACUCUGCAGUCGGCGUGCAAGCGAGCGAGCCAACGUGGGUGGCACAGCCUUCCCAGUCCGUAGCAUGGCCGAUGCGGAACAGCAGCUGCCGCAGCAACAAGUGCCCGGGGAAGGGCAAGAGGAGGAGGUGGACCAGCCGCUUCCUGCUAUCGACGAACCCUUCCUCCAGGGUGUGCUGCGGAGCCACCUCCGGGACGACGGACUCGUCGUGGACAAAGUCGAUGUCGGUCCGGGCAGCGGACCCGGGGACAACUACAUGAGCACUGUGUACAGUGCCGUAGUGCGUGGCAAGACGGGACGACUAGAGGCGUUCGAGGAGCAGCUGGUGGUGAAGCUGUGGCCGGCGGACGCGAAGCGGCGGCGGCUGUUCCGCUGCGCGCAGGCGUUCAGCCGCGAGGCGUGCGGCUACGGCGAGGUGGUGCCUCGGCUGGGCGCCGCCGCCGCCGCGCUCUUCCCGCGCUGCCUGUACGCCUCGCCCGCCGGCGUCGUCGUGCUGCGGGACCUGCGCCCGCUCGGCUUCCGCAUGGCCGACCGCCGCGUCGGCCUCGACCUGCCGCACGCCGAGCUCGCGAUCAGGAAACUGGCCCAGUUCCACGCGACUACGUUGGUUCUGAAGAGGGACAGCCCGGAGACGGCGGAACGCCUGAGGCGGAUGCUGCAGCCGGACCUGACGUUCGCGACGGCGGCGCGCCUGCUGACGAGCGACUCGGUGGACAACGCGCUCCUCAUGGCCGAGGAGUCGCUGAGCGACGAGCGCCUGUGGGACGAGCCGCUGCGCGCCGCCGUGGCCGCCGCCACCGCCGUCGUCUGCCACGGCGACAGCAGCGCCAACAACAUGCUCUUCCAGUACGACGACCAGCGGCGCCCGCAGGACCUGCGCUUUCUCGACAUGCAGGUGCUGCGGUACGCAUCGGCGGCUACCGACGUGAUGUACCUGCUGUUCACGACCGUGCAGAGUGCCGUCCUCAGCGAACACCUGCAGGACCUGGUGGGCGCCUAUCACCAGCAGCUGCAGCACGAGGCCGCCGGCGCCGCGGACCACAUCACUCUGGACCAUCUGCAUUCGGAGGUGCAACGCCACGCGCUCUGGGGGCUGCUGAUGGGCUUCUGGCUGAUGCCGGCGAUGAUGAUCAGUCCGCAGAACGUGCCCAGCAUGGAGGGCAGCGAGUCGCUGUCCAAGCAGCGCAUCAGCAUGUGGGCGCGCAAGCUGGGCCCCGACUACCGCGUGCGCAUCGAGAGCAUCAUGCGCAGCUACAUCACACUGCUGAGGUCUCGGCCGGGCGCCGAAACUGCCUAGGGGCCGGGGCCGGGGCCGGGGCCGGGGCCGGGGGCGGGCCUCUCAGACCUUGCCGUGCACGAUCGUUAAACUACAGUUUUAAAAUCAACAUUUUAAUUUUAAGGAAGGCGGUGUCUCACCACAAACUGUCACGGAAAUGAACAUUUUAAUAAGUAGUACUGUUUAGGAAAGGGAGCUGCCUCUGACAAACUGACGUAUACUAUUACAGUCUUACGUAAAAUGUAGUUUUUACAUCACUGACUCCUGCAAUAUUUUAUCGAUGACACUGUUUUACCCACUCACUUGUAAUCGAAGGGCGCUAUUACGUUAUAUAAACGAGAAUUAAAUUCGUUUCUACUUAUAGUUCAAUAGUACGCCAACAAAUGCUAAAAAAAAUUUUUAAUAGUAUUUUCUUGUAUGCCUCAUUUUGUUAUUAUUGAAUUGUAAGUAAUGCUACCCAUUCAGCUACCAAUGUUCACAACAAAGAUCGCGUUACCAGCCAUUUGAAAGGUUCUUCACCGAUGACUUCAUCGUGACUGAAAAUCAUUGUCUUUAACGUUUUAUUAUCCUCAGAGUCAAGAUGUUUUGUUUUGUUUCCUUACCCCUUUUAUGUUUCCUUUAGAUGAAUGCGGUAUAAAUGAAAAGCACUUUCUUGUACAUAUUGUA